Molecule: messenger RNA, 2127 nt
Organism: Oreochromis niloticus (Nile tilapia)
Lineage: Eukaryota; Metazoa; Chordata; Actinopteri; Cichliformes; Cichlidae
Product: T-cell surface glycoprotein CD3 epsilon chain
Exons: 5
Coding region: 197-715 (172 amino acids)
Biological process (GO): cell surface receptor signaling pathway; positive thymic T cell selection
Cellular component (GO): alpha-beta T cell receptor complex; external side of plasma membrane
Molecular function (GO): transmembrane signaling receptor activity
Source: RefSeq, a predicted model, not a curated record
UUCCUGUGGGGUGCAACGUGUGUGUCAGAACAAGAGAGAGAGAGAGAGAGAGAACCUCCUCGUCUAAUUUGAAGCUUUUCGUCUCAUUGAGCAGCAUUUUGAUAUAACUGAAAUCUUCAAGUGGAAAUAUUCAAAAAGUUGAUCUAUAAAUUAGAAAGCUCUAGAAACACACACAAAAACAGGCAUCCAAAAGAAAAUGCUCAGCAUGGGUGUCCAGGCCGUGCUCGUCGUCGUCCUCCUCGGCGUUGCUACCACGAAGGCUGAGGAGCCUGAAGUGGAAUUCUGGAGGACCAAAGUGACGCUGACCUGUCCAGAAGAGGGGAAUUGGUAUAAGUAUAGUGAAAGCCUCAAGAAUAAAAGUCAAGACUAUGAAUUCACAUAUACCAGUAAAGGCACAUACAGAUGUGAAUAUGGCUCUGAGCCAAAAUCUAAAUAUUAUUUCUAUGUUGAAGGAAAUGCGUGUGAGGACUGCUUUGAGCUCGAAGGAAACACAUUAUUUAUGGUCAUCGUCGGGGACUUACUCCUGACAAUAAUUAUGAUGGUCAUAGUCUACAGGUGCACUAACAAGAAAAGCUCGACUGGGCCUCCUCAACCUUCCAAAGCACCUCCUCGCUCUGGAGGCCGGGGUCCACCUGUCCCGUCUCCUGACUAUGAGGCACUGAACCCUCAAACUCGGGCCCAGGACACUUACUCCAUGGUCAACAGGAUGGGAUAGAAGCACUUCAACUAUCGACUCCGGGUCUCUGCACGAAUGAAGGAGAACAUUCACAAACAACACACAAGAGUAUCAGUCAUGAUCUGAGGAGCAUGCAGUGGCUUCUUCUGUUUUGAAUUUGAAGGGUCACCUUAACCAAAAACCAACACAACAAAUUUUCUCCGUUUCCCUUUGACUUAAGCAGGUAGAGUUCAGGCGGAAUUUGCGUUGAGAUUCAAAACUUACAGAUAUUUAAUUAAACAUUAUUUACUAUUAUAGUAUAGUAUAUAGUAUUUAAAUACAUUUUUUGUGGAAAAAAAAGUUAAAAUUACAAAUUAUAUCAAUGUAAAAACAAUUUUAAAUUCAGUACAAAGGAGACGUUUGUGUCUGUCGUCAAGUGGUUUGGAAAUGGUGAGUUGGUGCUGAUUUUAGAUGAAUCAGUGAUGAUCUGCCUGAUUUCUAAUAAAAUGAUAUUAGCAUUGUGACGUGAUGAGUGCCUGAAAAGCAGCCUGCAAAAAGUGAGCAAAAAAACAAAUGUAACACGAAACAUGUCCAACAGAAAGAAAGCGUUAGCACCGACAUUAACCUAAUGAACAUUACAAAUUUGUAUUUGUUGUCGUGAAUUGUUAAUGCCAACUUAAGCCAUUAUAUAUACCCAUUUGCAAAGAUGACCAUGAAGCACAUACAGUACGUAUACUUAUCUAAAAGGACUUUUCAGGGUAUAUCAAACAACAAAAUAUUCAAACUGAUACUGUAGACAGUUUUAAAUAUCAUUAUAUUGUGAGACAUAUAAACACAGGUUUCAGGCUAAUGAAAAAUAAAGACGCUGUCGGAGGCAAAAUUAAAGAAACCAAAUUUUUUGCGCUUAUUGUACAGGUUAUUAGGUGUACACACAAAUGCAAUACAGCACUGCAACACUGCAGGUUUGCUUUCUUGUUGCCUGUAAUAUUCAUGUUUUGCUUUAAAAUAUAUUGUUUUGCUACCGUCAUGAAGUUUCUAGUGUUAGUUAGUUGGUUAGUGGUAAGGGUGCACAGCGGCAAAUCAAUUUAUUACUGAAUUGACAUUGAAUUGGACCACAUCAGUCUGUAGAAGUGUACCUGAUAAUGCGGAUAGCCAAAUAUAUGUGUUUAUGGGGUAUGUGAGUAUUCAGAUCUUUUAAUCUUAACAUUGGCAGAAAGUGCUGUAAUUUAGAGCGAUAAAAUCAUAUUAUUUCAAAUAGACUUGCAUGUCUUGUACAUAUAUAAAUAGAGUAUAUGCAGCAUUUUAAGCUCUGACAUGUAAAAAGAGCAUCAGAUAUGUAACAUGCUGCACAGACCUUUGAGGCUUACUUCUUUGCUUCUUCUUUCAUUACAAUAUAAUGUGAUAACCUUUUUGUUACUGUAAUGGACAAUGUGCGUCAUUAAUAUAAUAAACCACAGUGAACACUGCUCUCA